AUGCCUCAACCUUGUUUUUUUACUGGCAUUCAAGCCAGCGGCACCCUUACUUUGGGAAAUUAUUUGGGUGUAAUCCGCCAUAUUUUAGAAAUACAAGAUAAAUACGAGGUAAUUAUUAUGAUUUGCGACUUACAUGCCUUAACCGUUCCUAAGCCUAACUUCAACUAUCGGGAAGUCGGCCACGAAAUCGCUGCUUUAUUAUACGCUUGCGGGCUAAAAGAGGAAAAUUGUAAAAUAUUCAUUCAAUCGGAGAUAAAAGAGCAUGUUGAACUGGCUUAUUUGCUUUCUCCGCACAUCACGGUUAGCGUUUUGUCUAAUAUGAUUCAAUACAAGGAAAAAAAAAAAGAGAAAGAAUCUGGCAAUUUGGCGUUGUUGUCUUAUCCGGUUUUAAUGGCAGCGGAUAUUUUUCUCUACGAUGCGGACUUGGUUAUUGUCGGUCAGGACCAAACCCAACAUCUCGAAUUAGCCACUAAUAUCGCCCAAAAAUUCAAUAAUUUUUACAACAAAAAUCUGCUAAAAAUCCCGAAAUUUACUAUCCCUCAUUUGGGAGCUAAAAUAAUGGGUCUAAAAAACCCACAAAAAAAAAUGUCAAAAAGCGAGAAUGAUUUUCUGGCCUUAUUAGACAACCCGCAAGUCGUUGCCAAAAAAAUUAAAGAAGCGGAAACUGAUAGUGAAAAUAAAAUUUACUACGACCCGACUAAAAAAGCCGGUAUUUCCAACCUCUUAACCAUUUACGCUUUGUUAAAAAACCAAGAGAUAAGAGAGGCUGAAAAAGAAUUACAAAAUCUCAACUAUCACCAAUUUAAACUCAAACUUAUUGAUUUACUUAAUGAAAAUUUGGGAAAAAUACAAAAAAAAUAUGUUGAAAAAAUUAAACGUUCUCUAGCCAACGUUAGUCCACGGAGUAGUUUUUUAGAACAUUAUGUUGAAGCAUUAAGGCAUUAUGAAGCCGAAGCAAUUAAAAAAAAUGUAGUUUAUGAAAAAAUUAUGAGUCCUGUGGAUCUAAAAUUUAUUAAGGAUUCGAUUGACGCUUCUAAUGAGUUAAAUCAAGAAGAAAAAGAGGGAUUGAAGAGUAUCUACGCUAGCGAUGACAUUGAAAGUGUUCUUAAAAUGAAAGAGACGGUUUUUACUCAUAUAUUAGAAGAAAGAAAUUUAAAAGCAGCAAGGAACGAUUUCAUUAAAAACAAUCAUAGCCAACAACAAGGUUAUAAUGAUGAAAUUAGAAAAACUAGAAAUCCCUCUCUUUUCGAUUCCGCUGAGUUAGACGGCCCUCCACUAUUAAAUAUUGACGAAUUAGAUAGUAAAUUCCAUGAUUACGAAAAUUUGACUCUGAAUGAAUUAGAAGCCAUUAAAAAUGACCUUAUUGCGACUAUUAAAAACCGCCGAGCCACAAAAAAAUUGAGUGAAUUGCUGAGCCAGGCUAAAACCUGUGCGGAUA
Racocetra persica is the source of this 1438-nucleotide messenger RNA. The record is from the annotation of a GenBank genome assembly. NCBI's taxonomy places the organism in Eukaryota, Fungi, Glomeromycota, Glomeromycetes, Diversisporales, Gigasporaceae.